GUCGGCCAUGUUGAAUAUUUCUCUUUGCUGGCGCAUGUCGUGUGCGGUGACCAGAAAGUCGGACUGUUUGACAGCUUUCGGUGAUUAUAGCUAGUUGUGCCACAUUACGACGUUCAUCAUGGCUCCGAAUAUAACGGUGAAAGUGCACCCCGUAGUACUGUUCUCCAUUGUUGACUCCUACGAGAGAAGAAACGACGGCGCUGAGCGCGUCAUUGGCACCUUGUUGGGCUCCUACGAGAAGGGAGGCGUGGAAGUGACAAACUGCUUCUGCGUGCCCCACAACGAGUCGCAGGAUGAAGUCGCGGUUGACCUGGAGUUCGCCAAGAACAUGUUCGAACUGCACAAGAAAGUGAACUCCGCCGAAGUGAUCGUCGGCUGGUACGCGACCGGUCCUGAUGUGACCAGCCACUCGGUUCUCAUCCACGACUACUACAGCCGUGAAGCUACCAACCCCGUUCACUUGACCCUGGACACUCUGAUGGCAGACAACAAGAUUAACAUCAAAGCGUACACGAGCACCCCUUUCGGAGUCCCAGGGAAGAAUGUGGGCACCAUGUUUACGCCAUGCAAGGUGGAGGUCAUCGGCUAUGAGGCUGAGAUGGUGGGUCUAAAGUUGACACAGAGAACGAAACACAGCAAGCAGCGGAGCGUUGAGUGCGUGCCAGACUUCGACGCUGUGGGUCAGUCCUGCCGCGAGAUGCGCGAGAUGCUCGAAGUGGUCAUCAGUUAUGUGGAUGAUGUGCUCACGGGAAAAACGCCCCCAGACAACCACGUGGGGCGCAUGCUUCUUGAUAUCAUCCAGAGCGUUCCUCAGAUGGAGAAUGACAAGUUCCAGGACAUGCUCAACAGCAACAUGAAAGACCUGCUUAUGGUCGUUUACCUCUCACAGCUUACGAAGACCCAACUUGCACUGAAUGAGAAACUGAGCCUGCUUUAAAAGCCGUAGGACUGUUAU
Molecule: messenger RNA, 955 nt
Organism: Rhipicephalus sanguineus (brown dog tick)
Lineage: Eukaryota; Metazoa; Arthropoda; Arachnida; Ixodida; Ixodidae
Product: eukaryotic translation initiation factor 3 subunit F-like
Exons: 2
Coding region: 119-937 (272 amino acids)
Biological process (GO): translational initiation
Cellular component (GO): eukaryotic translation initiation factor 3 complex, eIF3m
Molecular function (GO): metallopeptidase activity; translation initiation factor binding; translation initiation factor activity
Source: RefSeq, a predicted model, not a curated record